AUGGCAGCAAAAAAUAACUUACAGACAAGUAAAAUUUUUGAUAUGGAAAGUUAUAAACGGACGUUACUAUUUCAAAAGAUAAGUCCAAAAACAACGAAACAGUCAUUAGAAAAUUUUUUGUCGGAAUAUCCAUUUGAACAAUGUUCAGUGCCAACCAAUGAAGAAGGUCACAACAAAUUUCAUGCAAUAGUAAAGUUCGAGGAUGAAUCAAGUAUUACUCUUCUCAUGUCGAAAAGACCACUUAUAAUCGAUGGAAAAGAAGUUUUUAUUCAUCGACAUGUUCCUGAUCAAAAAUCGUCGAGAGAUAACCGAGAUGUUCAAGUUAUAACGGUGUCGAGUACUACGAACCAAUCAAUGCAAAAAUCUCAAUUGCAAAGAUAUUUUCGUAAAUAUGGCGAAAUGGAUCAUAUUGAUUGUGUAAAUGAUAAUAAUAGUGUGUAUGUAAUUCAUUUUAAAGAUUAUGAUUCGGUUGAUAGAGCUUUGCUAAAUCAACCACACGAAAUAAACGGUAUUCUAGUUGACAUCAGAAAAGGUGACCAACAUUUAUCGACGGUUAACCCGGAUUCAGAGAAAUCUCUUCCAAACCCAAACAAUUAUAAGGAAAUUGUACCACCAAAGAAGUCUAAUUUAAAAGUUACAAUCGAUCCUAAAAUAUCCAGUCUUUAUUUGCCAGAACGGAUAUAUUGUGUUCAUAUAAAAAAUUUGCCAAUAAAUAUUGAUGCCGAAAGAUUAUCGGUUGAAUUGAAUUGGCCCGUAUAUGAUAUUCUUAUGGGAUCACCGACUGACGAUGAUCAAUCGCCAUCAAUGGAAUGUUGGUUAAAAAGUCCAGACGAUCAAGAAAAAAUUGAUGAAUUUAUACGAAAUUCAAAACAACGAACGAUCAAUCGAUCGAUUAUUCAAUGCGAAAAAGAGGAAGAUCAGCUGGAAUUGUGUAGAUUUUUUCGAACCGGCAAAUGUGACAAACGCGACGAUAUUUGUAACUGGGUACAUAUAAAAUGUACGGCGAAUCGUACAUGUUCAAGAGAUUGUCCGUAUGGUCAUGAGAAAGGAGAGAAAACGGAAUACUCAACUGUAAACAAGACAACAAUGUCCUAUCGAAUCAAAAUUAGUGGUUUCGAAAAGAAACCAACACGAAAAAGUUUGGCUGAAUUGUUGCAUCAACAGGAAAAAUCUUGUUAUGUUAAUGAAAAUCAAAAUAAAGUUGGUUACAUCAUUUAUGUAAUAACAUUCAAAUAUGCAAAACAUCUUAUGAAAAAAUGGCAUGAUAAAUCUAUUGAUGGUCAGAAACUAAAAUGUCAAUUAGAAAUAAAUCAACCAUCGAAUAUGCAUAGUGCUCUGUCAAGAUCGAAACAGUCACUUAGCGGCAGCAAUAGUGAACUCAAUACUCGUUGGCGUAGGACCGAUCGUUCAAGCAUUAGUAGCAGUACACAACACAGUCGAGAAUCAUCUGUGUCAAGAGAUGAAGAUCGUUCUGAAAUACGAGUACUUAAUGAUGAAUGCGUCGGUCACGAAGGUCGACUUUAUGCUCAAGCUUUUAACGGUAUUGGGAAAUCACUGGAAAAGCUUUCUAUGCGAACAAAACGUUCAACAGAAAAUAUUGCAUCAGCACUGGAUUCGACAAGAAGUCUACCGAGUGGUAUACCAUCUGAUGAAUGGGAAACCAUUCAACGAGCAUCUGGUACUGGUAAAAGAGCGUCAUUCAUUCGUAGGAAAUCAGACCGAAGAACGUCGGCAGUUAUAAAAGUCUAUAAAAAUGAACCGACAGGCGAUUGCUAUCGAGAAUUAACUGCACUCAAAAUGUUGAAAGGAGUGCCAGGUGUUGCUCAAUUGAUUGAACCAGAACAGCAAUCAAACAACUUUGGAAAAAAAGCUGGCGGGGAAGAUGAUUUAUGGAUUAUUAUGCAGCGAGCAUCGACACAUUCAUUAAAGACAUUUAUGGAUCAAAAAAGAGAAAAAUAUAAAACCGAUAUUGAAGUAUCAAGUGCUAUAAAAUUUGUUCAACAUUUAAUAGGCAUUGUCAAGCAAGUUCAUUCUCGAGGUAUACUACAUCAAAAUCUCGAACCUGAAAAUAUCGUAAUUGAGUAUGAAUCAAAAAAUCCGUCAAUUGAUGAAGCCAAUUUGACAUUGCUAAAUUUUACUCAAGCUUAUAUAAAAUCACAUCAAUCAACUCACAUCAAUCAGGAAAACGCAACUCGGUGGUAUCAACCACCAGAAGCAAAUGCUCAAUCGUUCAAAUAUAGUGCAACAAAUGAUGCAUCGGCUAUCGUUGCUAUUCUUCUCUGGUUAUUGACGGAUGUGAUUCCUCAACAUCGUGAAAAAAUACUUCCUCAUCUGAAACCUGAAGUACAUGACAAACUCGAUCGAAAAUUUUCAAAUGUUGCCAACAUUGCAAAUGGCAACCAAUUGAAAACUUAUUUGAUUGAUACAUUCAAUCGUGCUUUUGGUUUUCCUGAAUACGAACCAUGGACAAUCGAAGAUUUAGAAUGUCGAAUUAAAUGCAUUUCACAAUUAUUUACACCGAGCCAUUCAAAUCUGAAUGCAGUUGGCGACAUUUUCCGAAAUCUAAUUCCAUUGACAACAUCGUUUAAGAUGAUACCAACAAACGAUCAUCCAGCUGCUAUUCAAAAUGCAGCCAAUGCAUUUACUCAAGUUAAACAGGAAUUCUUGAAUUCCAAUUCUGAUCAAUAUUCAUGGUUCGAUGGAAAUUGUACAUGGUUGAAUACUGCACAACAUCCAAUGAACGAAUACCGACAUGAUGAUAUUCUCACAUAUUAUUGGCGUAAUCAAAAUUAUUCUAUUAUAAUUAUAUGUUUGGCAAGUAUCAAUGAUGAAGGCCGAGUUAUAACACUAUCAAUCGGUAGUACUGUUCAUGGUAAAAUGAUUCGAAUUCCACUUGGACAGUAUUCCGUUGCUCAAGAUUAUCUAACAAAAUUACAAGAAAAUUUCAGCACAGAACUCAAAAAUCUUCUCCUAUCAAUCUAUAAUGAACAGAUGCCAGUACAAAAAUAA
Molecule: messenger RNA, 3009 nt
Organism: Rotaria socialis
Lineage: Eukaryota; Metazoa; Rotifera; Eurotatoria; Philodinida; Philodinidae
Source: the annotation of a GenBank genome assembly